Molecule: messenger RNA, 1135 nt
Organism: Hypanus sabinus (Atlantic stingray)
Lineage: Eukaryota; Metazoa; Chordata; Chondrichthyes; Myliobatiformes; Dasyatidae
Product: small integral membrane protein 26-like
Exons: 2
Coding region: 264-572 (102 amino acids)
Cellular component (GO): mitochondrion
Source: RefSeq, a predicted model, not a curated record
GCCGGUGACCUCCAGCGACCGCCCGGCCGCCCGUCGGGGUGGAUUGACCGUGGGGCAGAGGAGCGCCGGGUUUGGGUGGCGACCGCGCGGUUAAUUUAUCCUCGAAGGGGAGGGCGAGUGCGUGCACUGAUCGCGGGUUCUUAUUCCUGCGGGGAAGACGUGAGGACAUUUACCCCAGGAGGGGGCGAGGUUGAGGGUAUUUAUUCCCGCAGGGAGGGAAGGGUGCGGGUAUUUAUUCAGAGGGGGACCCAGGGACUGCUAGGAUGAAGUUGAAGGAUAUAAGUCGCUGGAACACGCGGGUGUCAAUGGUCUACGCGAUUGGCAUAUGGACCCUGUUCGGUACCUACGCCUUCGUACAGAUGAAGAGCAAAAAAGAGAAGGCUGCGGGCGAGAUUUCUGCAGACCCUCAAAAUGAAGACCAAAUUACUGAGGAGCUGAAAAGGAAAACCAAGAGAGACUUUAUGGAGACUCGCGUUGUUGUCAAGGAAGAUUUUAUCCCCUUUUCAACCAGAAUCUACAACUAUGGAAAGUCUUUCUUUGAGACUUCGUCUGAUAGUUCAUCAGAAAAUUAGAAUUCGUAGGAGUGACUUGUUCCAGCAGCACUGUGCAACAUUGGUUCUUUGAUCUUCCUUGAUACGCCAAGGACUCUUCAUACCAUAUCUCAGUCUCUAGCCCUGAUAACCCAAAGUGUCAACAGUUCCUUUCCCUCCCACAGAUAACUGCUCAACCCGCUGAGUUCCUCCAGCAGACUGGUUGUCACCCUCAGUCUGUGAAGUUGCCUCACAAUGUGUAAACUUCAGUUGACCACUAGCUGUCCAUUAAAGGUGGACUUCUAUAAUAGUUGCUUUGUUAUCCUGGACAGAGGUACCCUGUUUUUCAUUACACUCAGGCGUCCAUUGUGCUGCUACUGUGCUAAUAUCUCCUGAACUGUGCCAUUGAGAGAACAAGGGUAUUUAGAGGUUGUCGCUGCAAACAUUUUCGCAUGAAGGUUUAAUUUUUAUUUUUGCAAAUAUUUAAUCAACCUCCAGAACAGCAUUUCAAAGAAUGAUAAAUACAAUUACAGUUUUAUGAGCUGAACUGUUAAGUGCCUGUUGAUAUGAGGUCAUUUCAUUAAAUUGCGACCUUGUCAAAUUAA